This is a messenger RNA of Acaromyces ingoldii, 3389 nucleotides long. RefSeq lists its product as hypothetical. Gene Ontology annotation, biological process: DNA-templated transcription; positive regulation of transcription by RNA polymerase II. Gene Ontology annotation, molecular function: sequence-specific DNA binding; DNA-binding transcription factor activity, RNA polymerase II-specific; zinc ion binding. NCBI's taxonomy places the organism in Eukaryota, Fungi, Basidiomycota, Exobasidiomycetes, Exobasidiales, Cryptobasidiaceae. Bases 6 to 3332 code for a protein of 1108 amino acids. The record is from RefSeq and is a predicted model, not a curated record. The transcript is spliced from 4 exons.
CGGACAUGCCCGAAAGAAAGGCCCAGUCGCCUGACACGGACUCGCGUAUCAUGACUCCCCUUCCUCCUCGCUCCCCCUCGACGACGACGACGACGACGACGAGGCCAGCAACGACAAGGAGGAAGAGCAACAUGGCGGCCGUUGCUGCGGCCAAGAUUCCCGCAUGCAACCGCUGUCGACUGCGCAAGACAAAGUGCGACGCCCAGCUGCCGGCAUGCACGCCGUGCCAAAAGGCAGGCGUCGAGUGCCACGGCGAGGACCACGCCGCGGGCCGGCCCGUGUCGCGGAGCUACAUCUGGGCCCUCGAGCAGCGGAUCAAGGAGCUCGAGGCGAGCGCGACCGAGGCGCCGUCUGGGCCUGCUGCUGCGACAUGCAGCACCUCGCCGGCGCCGGCGCCCGACGUGAGCGCCUCGUCUGCUUCCACGGGCACGUCUGCCAGUGCUCGGCCUGAGUACGGCGCAGCGUCGUCGGUGUCAAUGGCGGGUGCAGUCGCGAUCCCGACUACGCCGGCGAGGGGCGACUCGAAUCGGGGUGCGAGGCCGCGCGCGGCGAUGUCGCAUUCUGAGGGUGGCGCAGGUAGGAGCGCCAGGCACAGCAAUGGAAGCCAUGCGCGAAAGAGGCCAAGGCACGACGAUGACGAAGGUGACGACGACGAGAAUGACGACGACGACGACAAAAACGGCAAUGACAACGAGCAUGACGUAGAGAGCGACGGGAUUCAGAGCCGGCGGAGGAGCGUAGUCGAGAAUGAUUUCUACCGCCCGCCGCAGCACGACCCGCUCUCCCGGCUCGUCCAGGCCGCGCUCCAGGAUGCCGAAACGGACACGAGCCGGUCCUCGCCCGGGCCCAAUGGCGGGGAGUCAGGCGAGGAUGGCGACGGAACGAACCACCAGGAUCACCAGCACCGUCAAAAGCAGCAGCAUGACCAGCAGCAGCAGCAGCAGGAUCAGCAGCGACGUCAUGCGACCGUCGCACAAGAGCAGCCUGACAACGGUCCCCAUCCCCCAACCAGAGGCACAGCUGCCGGGCCAUCCCCGUCUUCGGUCCAGCAGCAGCGCCAAGGAACAUCAGCCAUGCCACUGCCCAACGGCGACACCCGUCGAUCCUGGCUCGACCGCGAGCUGGCAGCCCUCUCCGCGCUGCGGGCCACCGUCUCACGCCAGGUGCGCCGGCUCUCGGUCAAGGACCGCUUCGAGCCGGCCCGAUACGAGCGGAAAGUCGUAGACGCCAUCGUGCGCCGCUACUUCACCUACAUGAACUGCCCGCUGCCGUGCCUCCACGAGCAGGCGUUUGCCAUCCAGGUCGAUGACUACUGCACCAACAGCAGCCUCGCCUCGCCUAUGGACCGCUACCAGCUGCUGAUGGUCUUUGCCGUCGCACUCGCCUCCCUCGGCCGGGCCCAGUACCUGACGUCGGAGACGAGCCAGCUGGCCCGUCAGUUCUACUAUGCCGCCGUCGCUCACGCCUCGCACACGCCCCGGUCCGGCUGGCGCAAACUGCAGAACGUCCUCCUCCAAGUCCAGUACCAUCUCCUCGUCCCCAACAGCAAGGACCUCUGGCGCCUCUCCGGUGAGGCCAUGCGCCUCGUCACCGAGCUGGGCCUCUAUGCCGAGCCGAGGGUCGCCAACCCGCUGCUGGCCGACAUGUCCAAGCGGCUCUUCUGGACCACGUACAGCAUCGAACGCAUGCUCGCCUGCGUCUAUGGCCGGCCCUUGACCCUGGCUGAGGACUGGAUCUCUGUCGGUCUGCCUGCCGUCGUCGAGGAUAAAUGCAUCACUUCGCAGGGCAUUCAGAGGGGCCCCGUCUGCCACCUCAAGCUCGCUCACCAUCUCCACAUCCACGCCCGCAGGCUCCAGGCCGAGAUUCACGGCCGGCUCUACACGCCCACCAGCGCCGGUGUGGGACAAGGCGGCGACAACAACGAAGAAGAAGAAGAUGGAGAACAGGAGCUCGAGGCGUGGACGUGGAAGAUGCAGGGCGAGCUGCAGCGCUGGCACGAGAGCUUCACCGUGCCCUCGCCCUUUGUCACAAAGAACUGGGUCGACCUGCAGUACCACCUCCUCACCACCACCCUGCUGCGACCCAGUCCACGUCGGCCAAACCCGAGCAUGGACUGCCUCCGCCGCGCCCUACAGUCCUCGGGUGAGGUCCUCAAGAUCUACCGCCGGCUCCAGCGCGAGCUCGCCAUCAACUUUGUCGGCAUGGCCAUCCGCAACCUCUUUCUCUCGGGCCUCACCUUUCUCCACUCACUCCAGGCCCUCAGCCAGCACGGUGGCGGCGACGAGAUGCCUCUGCCGCUCAUCGACGUCGUGCUCCAAGUGCAGGACUGCACCGUCGUCCUCGAGAGCCUCACGGCGUACGAAGAAGUGUCCACGGCCAGGCGGCUACGCGAUGCCUUUGAAAAGGCCUCGACAAGCGUACUGCGCCUCCUGUCGCAGCGAGUAGGUGCGCCGUCGUCGUCGUCCACGUCGUCGUUUUCGAGACCGCCGCCCUACUUCCCCAGCAACGGCCGAGCUGCGUCCGAGUCGACGAGCCCGCACUCGACGGCCUCCUCGGCCACGGCCACCCUCCGAGGCGUCCUCACCGACCGGGAGGAGAGGGAGCACUUCUUCGCCCACGACAUCGAUGCAGCUCCUUUGCCCGAGCAUCCAAAGUGCCCCGACCGACGGCUGUAUGCGAUGGGCAAUGGCGAUACGGCCGCCGCCUCGCGACCGACCAGGAGCGCGUCGACGGUGGCCGCCGCGUCGGCCUCGACCACCUCCUCGUCGAGCUCGUGGAGGCCAUCACAGAACACCAGCACAGCCCGCGAGCAGGUGUCACCCCGCCCGUGGGCGACAGCAACGACGCCGCAGCACGCCCACGAGCGUCCACAGGCACAGGCGUACGCAGAAGAGCAGAUGCUGCUCGACCUGGCCCAGUCGCAGCACCCGCAGCAGCUACAGCAGCAGCAGUACUCCUCCUCCUCUUCCUCAUCGUCGGCAGCUGCUCUGGACAUGAGCGAGUACUUUUUCCAGCCGUACUUUGAGAGUCUGGGCUCUGCUCCCUCUCAGCUCAGCAGUAGUGGUGGUGGCGUUGUGUCACAGAACAGCGGCGGCAGUGGCAGCAGUAGCAGCGCUAUUUUCGGCGCAGGCGGGGCCUUGGGAGGCGGCUUUGAUGCCGGCAGCCUCCUCAUGGGCCCUCCGCAGCAGCCAUUGGGCAACACGCCAGAUUCCAUGAGCGCCGGGCGCAUGGACUUUGGGCCUGGGCUCGGCUCCAGCGGCGGUGCAGGCCCCGACGCUGGCUUUGGCCUCGACUCGCUGGCUGAUCUCUUCUCUAGCCCUGGCUAUGCCUGACAUUGUCUCUCUGUGCUGUCUACCAUUGUCACGAUUGUAUUACUAUCAGCUUUUUCC